Dioscorea cayenensis subsp. rotundata (Guinea yam) is the source of this 1682-nucleotide messenger RNA. RefSeq lists its product as uncharacterized. Gene Ontology annotation, biological process: lipid catabolic process. The record is from RefSeq and is a predicted model, not a curated record. NCBI's taxonomy places the organism in Eukaryota, Viridiplantae, Streptophyta, Magnoliopsida, Dioscoreales, Dioscoreaceae. Bases 85 to 1431 code for a protein of 448 amino acids. The transcript is spliced from 5 exons.
AAACGCGCAUCAGUUGUUCGACGAAAAGCCCCAGAGAGCUUCGAAGCUCUCGACCACGCCGGCGCGCACGCAAGCGAGGAAGCGAUGUCGGUGGCGUGCGGAGUGGAGUGCGUGGUGUGCCUCGGAUGCAGCCGCUGGGCGUGGAAGCGGCUCACCUACAUCGGCUCCUACGACAGCGAGUCAUGGCCUCUCGGUGAGGCCGACGACUUCGAGCCCGUCCCGCGCGCGUGCCGUGCCAUCCUCGCCACCUACGAGGACGAUCUUUCACAGCCACGAUUUCCCCCCGCCGGCGGCUACCGUAUGGAUCCUUCCGCGGUGUUAAAGCGCGCCACCUACUCCGAUACCCAGGGCCAGUGCCCACCUUACCUGAUUUAUACCGAUGUCGAGCAUAAGGAGAUCAUCCUCGCCAUUCGCGGCCUUAAUCUCUCCAAAGAGAGCGAUUACAAGGUCCUCCUUCACAAUCGGCUUGGUAUGCAGAUGUUUGAUGGGGGGUUUGUGCACUGCGGGCUCUUGAAGGCGGCGACAUGGUUGCUUAAUCAGGAAGCUGAUGCGCUCCGGCGGCUCUGGCUUGAUCGGGGGCCGGAGUAUCGGCUUGUCAUCGCUGGGCACUCGCUUGGAUCUGGGAUCGCUGCACUGAUGAGCAUUAUCGUCGUCAAUCAUCGGGAUCGGCUCGGAGGGAUCCCUCGGAGCCAUGUCCGGUGCUACGCCAUUGCGCCGGCGAGGUGUACAUCGUUAAACCUCGCUGUCAAGUAUGCCGAUGUCAUCCACUCCGUUGUCCUUCAGGAUGAUUUCUUGCCAAGAACCGCAACACCUUUGGAAUACAUCUUUGGAUCAAUCUUCUGCUUGCCCUGUUUUUUGUUUUUGGUAUGCCUGAGAGAUACAUUUAUACCAGAAAGGAGAAAGCUUAACGAUCCAAGAAGGCUUUAUGCUCCUGGUCGCAUGUAUCACAUCGUUGAAAGAAAAUUUUGCAGAUGUGGAAGAUUCCCUCCGGAGGUGAGAACUGCCAUUCCAGUUGAAGGGCGGUUUGAACAUAUUGUUCUAUCAUGCAACACUACAUCUGAUCAUGGAAUUAUUUGGAUAGAACGAGAAGCACAGAAAGCUCUAGAUAGAAUUAGAGAAAACACAAAGGCGACGACUCCACCACCAUUGCAAAAAAUGGAAAGGAAACAGACAUUCGAGAAGGAACACAAGGAUGCACUGGAAAGAGCCGUGACCUUAAAUGUACCGCAUGCUGUACCACCAACAGAAGCUUCUACGGAAGAAGACACUAGUGAAGGCGCAUUUGCCGAGUCCCAAAAGGAAGAAACCUCAAGUAGCAAUUUGAAAUCCAGUGGGAAGCCUAAUUGGAAUGAAUUGGUAGAGAAGCUUUUUGACAGGAGUGAGUCUGGUAACCUAGUUUUAAAGGAAGAUGCCAAUGUUGCAGUUCAUUAGUGAACACUUAUUUUAGUUUUAAGUUUUUACUGAGUGAUCGUUCUUUCUCUGCAACAGAAAUAAGGCUUUGCUUUUGAUUACUCUAGUUCUUUCGGUUAGAUUAUUUGUACAUGUUUCAGCAAGACCAGUCUGAUGAGCUUGUGGAUACAGAAUAAAUUUUAUUUGCUUUUGCUUUACUGUUCCCACUGAAUCUCUGUAUCAUAUGGAUUAAAUGACCUUUUCAUUAUGUAUUUACAGAAGUUUAAAUUGUA